Messenger RNA from Musa acuminata AAA Group (dessert banana), 2178 nucleotides. Its product is annotated as rab GTPase-activating protein 22-like. Gene Ontology annotation, molecular function: GTPase activator activity. The transcript has 12 exons. Gene Ontology annotation, biological process: activation of GTPase activity. Lineage: Eukaryota; Viridiplantae; Streptophyta; Magnoliopsida; Zingiberales; Musaceae. Bases 614 to 1912 code for a protein of 432 amino acids. The record is from RefSeq and is a predicted model, not a curated record.
UCGCGCGAGGGCUCGUCGUCGCCCGUAGCCCCCCUCCUCUGUAGCCCUCGCACCAGGGCUGGCCGCCCCCUCCACCGCGUGCGGGUCGCUCCCCCACCGGCUUCGGGCGAACACCAUCGGCGCAGGCUACUGGGUUCUGACGAAGGCGACGACGUAGGCGGUGGUCGACAGGCUGGGCUGAGCGAAGGCGAGGCACAGGGGCGGCGGUGGAGGAGUAGAAUAGUCAUUUAACAUAGAGCGUUUUUCGAAAAUUUUCAAAAUAAGGAUGCUAUGCGAAAAGUUUCGAAAUAUAAGACCUUUUUCUCCAAGAAUUCGCACAGGUCGUUUCCUCGGCUGCCAAUUUUAGCGAUCAUCAAAAUUAGGUCUCCUUCCAAACCCCAAUUAAUCCCGCCUUUCCCCCCUCUAUAAUCGCAUCUUAUCGUCGAUCCGGAAGCUAUUGCCUAUUUCUCGUGGUUUUUCUUUCUUUUUUUUUUCUCUUCUCCUAAGGCCAUCCACGACGAUCCAAGGUCAAUCCUCCACCUCCCCCAAAGGGAGGAGAUCGAGGUAAUACCUGGAUUUCGUCGUGGGGAAGGCAAAUAGUUUUUUGAUUUGGAUUUGGAUCUGGUUCUGAUCAAUGUUCAGCUGUUGCGUCUCCGUUCCUGAGGACUGGGGGGAACCUGAUGCUUUCUAUGCGAUCAGGCCCGAAUGCCGCGACGAUGUUCCGGCCUCUCGUUUCAAGCCCACGCCUGGAAAAACUCUCAGUGCAAGACGGUGGCAUUCUUCAUUCUCUGAAGAGGGACAUUUGGACAUAGCAAGAGUGCUUAGACGAAUUCAACGGGGGGGUGUUCAUCCAACAAUAAAGGGAGUAGUUUGGGAAUUUUUGCUUGGGUGUUAUGAUCCUAAAAGUACCUUUGAUGAGCGUACUCAAUUAAGACAAAAUCGGAGGUCUGAAUAUGAGAGAUUAAAGUCACAAUGCAAAGAGAUGGAGAAUACAGUUGGUAGUGGAAAAAUGAUUACAACACCUGUAAUUUCAGAAGAUGGUCAACCUAUCGAGAAUCCUUCAAGUAAUGGUGCUAAUUUGGGAGAGGAACAACUACCAGAUAAUAAAACAGAUAAUGUUACUCAGGACAAAGAAGUCAUCCAAUGGAAGCUUACCUUACAUCAGAUUGGUUUGGAUGUCGUUCGUACAGAUCGGGCACUUCAAUACUAUGAAACCCCAGAAAAUCAAGCAAGGCUAUGGGAUAUUCUUGCGGUUUAUUCAUGGAUAGACAAGGAAAUUGGUUACUGCCAAGGAAUGAGUGAUCUUUGUUCACCGAUAAUAAUUGUCAUUGAAAAUGAGGCAGAUGCUUUUUGGUGCUUUCAACAUCUUAUGCGUAGAGUGAGAGAGAAUUUCAAAUCCACAUCUAGUACUAUUGGAGUUCGGUCUCAACUGACUCUACUCUCAUCUAUAUUGAAAACUAUUGAUCCAAAACUCCAUGAACACAUAGAGAAUCUGGAUGGAGGGGAGUUUUUGUUUGCCUUCCGUAUGUUGAUGGUCCUCUUCCGUAGAGAGUUCUCAUUUGUUGAUUCUUUGUACCUUUGGGAGCUGAUCUGGUCUAUGGAAUACAAUCCCCAUCUCUUCUCCAUCUAUGAGUCAGAUGAUUCAGCUAAAAACAACCAAGAUGGGCCAGGAAAUGAAGAUCUAAUGCGGUUUGGAAAGUUUGAGAGGGAGAAUGUCAAGUCUGGUCAGAAAAAUCAAGAAGCCACUCUAUCCAUCUUUUUGGUUGCCAGUGUUCUCGAGUCCAAGAACAAGCGACUCCUGCAGGAAGCAAAGGGUUUAGAUGAUGUUGUGAAGAUAUUGAAUGAUAUUACUGGAAGUUUGAACGCAAAGAAAGCAUGCGACGAGGCUUUGAAACUUCAUAUUAAGUAUUUGAACAUGGCAAAGGCAGCUUAGUUGGGAAGCCAGAGAUUGGGAGGACCAUCUGCCGGGGAGUUAUGCUGAACAGGAAGGCAUCAUACAGAGAAUUCCAUUUUAUUUCACAAAGUUCUCUUGUUAUUCAUUAAUUUCAUUCAUUCUUUCACACUGCAAUAUGAUUUUCUUGCAAGCUCAAACGGAAGAUGAAAUCUGAGUCUACCUGUACCUAAAAAAUAUAAUGUCUUGAAGUCUAAUGAAACUUAUUGCAUCUGAGAAACUUAUCCUAAAUAUGACUUUCUUUGCCA